Molecule: messenger RNA, 361 nt
Organism: Nezara viridula (southern green stink bug)
Lineage: Eukaryota; Metazoa; Arthropoda; Insecta; Hemiptera; Pentatomidae
Source: the annotation of a GenBank genome assembly
AUGAAUAUCUUUGAGAUCGCUUAUUUCAGAUUUGGUAAACAGGGCAACUUUCGAGUUUUUUUAAAACGUAAAGUAAUAAAGAAACAUUUAAAUAAUCGUAAAUAUUAUGAAUUUUGUUUUGGAUGCACUGGCAGCUGUAGUUCUGUGAAUCACAGGAGAAAAUACAUGAUUGAUCUGGCAACACUGUCUCUCUUCGUUCUUAUGCUUGAAAAAGGUGACGCUCGUACUGCGCAGGCUUCGGACAUGGCAGGAAUGUGGUCACCAUAUUCUCCGCAGCAGAUUUCAAGUACUAACAAAUCACAGGUCAGUUAAUUAUUUUUAAAAAAUAUCAAUCACCAUAAGUUAUAAAUAAUGUUUUAUU